Molecule: messenger RNA, 1110 nt
Organism: Nasonia vitripennis (jewel wasp)
Lineage: Eukaryota; Metazoa; Arthropoda; Insecta; Hymenoptera; Pteromalidae
Product: BLOC-1-related complex subunit 8 homolog
Exons: 2
Coding region: 319-825 (168 amino acids)
Cellular component (GO): BORC complex
Source: RefSeq, a predicted model, not a curated record
UGACAGGAUCGACAACCUUUCGGAUCUGAAAGUUUUUUUCUGCUAUCUGAUCAGCUGAUUUUGACAAUCCUGUUUUAACACAGAACUCGCAGUUCGCGAUUGUUUGUCGUUUAUUUCAAGUUAAAUGAAAAGGACAGAUUGGAACUGCGAGUAUUAUCGCGUACCUGUUAGGGAAAAGUGAUAAUGGAGCUGCUUUGUUGUCUGUACUUAUUGUCGCUAAAUAAAAGACGCAUAUAGCAAGAUAAUGGAGCACGUAAAAAUGGAGCAAGAUUCUUGUUGAUUCUUUGUUCACAAACAAAACAACUAAGUAUUUCGAUAAUGGCAGCUAAAGUAUAUCAACCCGAUCAGGAGUUGGAGACGAGGGUGAAGAAAGCAACGGAGAGGAUCUCUGAGAAUAUGCACAUCGUCGCCAAUGAACCAUCCUUGGCAUUUUACAGAUUACAAGAGCAUGUUAGGAAAGCUUUGCCCCCAAUGGUUGAAAAGAGGGUAGAAGUACUAGCGCUGAGGCAGCAGCUUCAGGGUCAUUGUUACGACGUUGAGUAUGCGGUCAGUGCAAUAAAGAGUAUGGAUGGAGCCACAAAGAGCUUCAACAAUACCUUGGAAUUAUUGAAAAAUGCCAUUUUCUACAAGCAACAAAUCAAGUACGAGGAGCAGCGCAGGAAAAAGACAGAAGGGAAUAAAGAAUCCAUGUACAAGAGGCUUUCCGCUCAUAUUCCUACUCUUCCAGACGAUCUUUCUGAUGUUGUCCGAGAGACAGCUAAUCGUGUUGAAUCAAUGAUGAAUCACGCGAGACAUUCCAGCACAGAAGGACAGCGAACUAAUUAGUUUGAGAUUAAGUGUUGCAAUUUGUCCAUUUCUGAACAAUCGUCGAUUUUCUUGUAUAAUUAUGAUUUAUGAUAAAAAUGCGCAUACGUUGUUUGUGUAAAUAAUCUCUUUACGCUCAUCAGCUUCAUUUCAUAAUUUUAUAAUUCUCCGCAUGAAGAUUGUUUUUACGUAACAUUAAUCCUUGAAUCAUUGUAAAUAUUUUAUAACGAGUUAAAGCUAUGCUGCAAACGUAUAUGUCUAUUAAAUGCGUUGAAUAAAAAGGAGAAAAAUUAUUUAUUGUAUAUA